GGGAAGGAAUCACAUUUUGCAUUUUAUAUCUUUCUCCAGGGAAAAAAAAGGAAGAGAAAGAGAUUCUGCAAAUUGCAAGAUCCCACCAUGCUCUCUCAUCCUUCUCCAGUAUAAAAAGGAGCGAGGGCGACCAUCUCUUCCCCAAGAAGAACACACAACGCAAUCACCCAACUUAAAAAGGAAAAGGUCCUUUUCUUAGACAUACUCUCUCUCUCUCUCUCUCUCUCUCUCUCUCUCCUCUCGGUUUCUUUGGCCCUGAAACCCAAGACUAGAAAUGGCAUCAAGUUCGCUCUCGUACAACUCAUCAUCAUGGACGCCUAUGCAGAACAAGAUGUUCGAGAGGGCGCUGGCCUUGUACGACAAGGACACUCCCGACCGGUGGCACAACGUGGCCCGGGCCGUCGGCGGGAACAAGUCUGCGGAAGAAGUGAAGAGGCACUAUGACAUCCUCGUGCAGGACCUCAUGCACAUUGAGUCCGGCCAAGUCCCCUUGCCCAAGUACCGAGCACCCUCUGCCUCCUUCAGCACCAGCAGAGCCAUUGCUGAUGAGCAGAGGAUACUGAAGAACCUCAAGCUCUAAUGACGGCGAAAGCAAUCGCCCGAAGAAGAUCUGUAAAUUGUAAAGAAACGAAAGAAUUAAGCAGCCGGCGACGUGAAGGCUGCGGUUCUGCUCUUCUCCUUCCUCGUUUUCUUUGAAAGUUUCCCUAAUGCCACCUUCCGGUGUGAUUAUGCGAUGGACUGCUCACUGUUUGUCUGUCAAACUCUGUAUCUAUGAAGCAACGCUUAAUUUCA
Syzygium oleosum is the source of this 792-nucleotide messenger RNA. RefSeq names its product protein RADIALIS-like 5. Gene Ontology annotation, molecular function: DNA-binding transcription factor activity. The record is from RefSeq and is a predicted model, not a curated record. Bases 275 to 580 code for a protein of 101 amino acids. The transcript has 2 exons. NCBI's taxonomy places the organism in Eukaryota, Viridiplantae, Streptophyta, Magnoliopsida, Myrtales, Myrtaceae.